AUUCGGACCCUACCAUCAGCUCAUGAUUGAAACUGAUCUUUGUAUUGUGAUAACCUCCUACUUUGCCCAAGCUAACCAUCCUACUAAUUCAGAUACUGUUUGCCUGAUAUUGAUAACCAGUACAUGUUAGCUACAUGUUGGCUCGGAGGAUUAGCUAAUUAACGUUAGCAAAAUAGCUAGAAGCUAAACUUGAGUGGUUUGCACUUUGAUGGGGCGAACGUUGGCUAAUUUCACGCUACCAGGAGCAACCACAGUCAAUCACAACGUAUCAUAUGGUAUCAUAGCCAGCUCACGCCUAUUAUCAGCAUAGAAGCUACUACUACCUGUGGUCAUCUUACUAGCGCCAUCCCAAGGGACGCCGCGAGCUCUGGGGGUAAAUGGGGCUGUUCGACAAGCUCGCGGGAUGGCUGGGGCUGAAGAAGAAGGAGGUGAACGUUCUGUGCCUGGGCCUCGACAAUAGCGGGAAGACCACCAUCAUCAACCAGCUCAAGCCGUCUAACGCUCAGGCGCAAGACAUAGUCCCCACCAUUGGCUUCAGCAUAGAGAAAUUUAAAACCUCCAGCCUGUCCUUCACAGUGUUCGACAUGUCAGGACAAGGCAGAUACCGGAACCUCUGGGAACAUUAUUACAAGGAGGGCCAGGCCAUUAUAUUUGUCAUAGACAGUUCAGACAAACUGAGGAUGGUGGUUGCCAAGGAGGAGCUGGACACUCUACUCAGCCAUCCAGAUAUCAAGCAUCGGCGCAUCCCCAUCCUGUUCUUUGCCAAUAAGAUGGACCUGAAGGAGGCACUUUCCUCAGUGAAGGUGUCGCAGCUGCUCUGCCUGGAGAACAUCAAGGACAAGCCCUGGCACAUCUGUGCCAGCAAUGCCAUCAAGGGGGAGGGCCUUCAGGAGGGUGUCGACUGGCUGCAAGAUCAGAUCAGAACGAUGAGAACGUGAGACAGUAGAGGUGGGGAAACUCCACAUCGCUACGGCAACCCCAGCUCCAUUCUCACAUCGCUAGGCAACCUCCUGCUCCAGAUGUCUGUGAUCAUGUGACCUCUAACCUAUGACCCUGGGGAUGGGAAACAGGCACUGAUCUAUAAAGAAAGUUGUUUAUAGAUCAGUGGAAACAGGAGCCACAUUAGCUAACCCCCCCCACCACACACACCAACACACACACACACACACAUCCUCACCACACAGCAUAGUCUAGUCUAGUCUAGUCUAGCCUAGCCAAAGGCCUGAGCAGUUGAUUCACUUCAAGUGGGCUGAUACUGAUACUCCACUCCCAGUGCGUCACCUGGCAACCAUCACACUGUGUGUGUGCUUUUAGUGCUAGACCUGCAGAGCUGCUAGUGCCCUGCAGUACCAGCAACGUGCUCCAGGGGGUGCUCCUGUCUCUCACAAGAGCUCUGUCACCAGUUUAACUGAAGUUCUAAAGUUAUAUCCACAUGGAGAUAGACAAAUAGCUACUAUUACAUUUUUGUAUUUAUUUUUUAAAGUCCAUCUUAUUUAUUGUGACUGGUCUUCGUGUCUUGUGAGUAGGUUUGCUGUCAUUCGGCUGGCCUCGCUCCUGAUUAAAGGCUACACACACACACACAUACACGCACACACACACAGACAUACAUACACACACGCACAUGCACAAACACAUACAUACAUAUACGCACACACAGACAUACAUACACACACAAACAAACGUACAGACAUACAUACACACACACACACACACACACACACACAAACAAACGUACACACACACACAUACACAGCUGCACACUGACGCUCACCUGUAUCACCUGCUCACCUGUAAAUGCAUUUCUGUCUUUUCUUACAUUCCUUCAGACCAGUGAUUUCUCCAGACUAACAGGAAAUAAAUAAAUAAAUAAUGGUUGAUUCAC
This is a messenger RNA of Alosa sapidissima (American shad), 1882 nucleotides long. RefSeq names its product ADP-ribosylation factor-like 6 (gene arl6). The transcript has 8 exons. The coding region runs from base 378 to 938 and encodes 186 amino acids. Gene Ontology annotation, biological process: vesicle-mediated transport; intracellular protein transport; protein localization to cilium. The record is from RefSeq and is a predicted model, not a curated record. Gene Ontology annotation, molecular function: GTP binding; GTPase activity. Gene Ontology annotation, cellular component: axoneme; cytoplasm. Lineage: Eukaryota; Metazoa; Chordata; Actinopteri; Clupeiformes; Clupeidae.